Messenger RNA from Closterium sp. NIES-65, 975 nucleotides. Lineage: Eukaryota; Viridiplantae; Streptophyta; Zygnematophyceae; Desmidiales; Closteriaceae. The record is from the annotation of a GenBank genome assembly.
AUGGUGGUGGACGAUGCGGCGGUGAAUCUGCUUGUGGCGCGCCGCACUCUCACUCGCAGCGGCGCCACCGUCGCCACCGCAGGCAGUGGGGAGGAGGCGCUGCGGCAAGUCAAGCUCGCUCUGGAGGACACUGCGGGGGCGGUGCAUGCACAUGUGGAUGUGGUGCUCAUGGACCUGCAGAUGCCCCUUAUGGACGGGUUCGCAGCCACAGCAGCCAUACGAGCACACGAGCAAGCCCUGCUUUGUCAUCCUGCAUCUCCACCAGAAGCCACAGCCAGAGCAGCAACGGCAGAUGCACAAUCAUGCACACAAGCAUCAGUCAACCCCGCCAUCCCUCGGCUCCUCAUAGUGGCUCUCACAGCAGAUGUGGAUGCUGAAAUCACUCGGCGCUGCCUUGCAAGUGGUUUUGAUGGCGUUUUGCAGAAGCCUGUCGACCCAAAGCUGCUGGCGCAACUGCUGCUCCGGCUUGGUUUCCCAAAGCUGUCCCCUGCUGCGAGCAGUGCUGCCACGCGGCUCUCCCCCUUUCAGAUCGCUCGUCGGCCGUCGCACACCGUCGCUCGUCCAUCGUCGCACGCCGUCGCUCGUCGCUCGUGGCGCGUCCUCCUUCUCCUGCUCCUUGCCCUCGCUCUCGCAACCCGCCUUGCUGCCGCGUCUGAUGACGAGGCCUCUCCUCCACCGCACGAUUCUGGGUCAUCAGAAGAAUCAACGGCGACCACUGUACCCGAGACGGAUGCAAAGCUAGACGCUGGUUCGGAUUCCAAGCCUGACGCUAGUUCUGACACUAAACCUUCCACCGAGCCUGCUUCCGAGCCUGCCCCUGCCAACAAUUUAUCAAAUUGUAGUUCAAACAACACCCCCCCAGUAUGGGUCUGCCCCUGCAAUUCCUCCUUCAACCCAUCACCCACCCAACCUCCUAGCACCUCCAUCCCCGCUAUAGACAUCGCCUUUAAGGGCGAGUUUGGACCCAGACUGUAA